This is a messenger RNA of Suricata suricatta (meerkat), 2666 nucleotides long. It is a transcript of the gene CSNK2A1, whose product is annotated as casein kinase 2 alpha 1. Gene Ontology annotation, molecular function: ATP binding; protein serine/threonine kinase activity. Gene Ontology annotation, cellular component: nucleus; protein kinase CK2 complex; cytosol. The record is from RefSeq and is a predicted model, not a curated record. Gene Ontology annotation, biological process: protein phosphorylation. The coding region runs from base 237 to 1412 and encodes 391 amino acids. The transcript is spliced from 13 exons. NCBI's taxonomy places the organism in Eukaryota, Metazoa, Chordata, Mammalia, Carnivora, Herpestidae.
GCGGCUGCAGCCUCGCUCUGGUCCCUGCGGCUGGCGGCCGAGUCGUGUGUCUCCUCCUCCGCCGCCGCCAUAUUGUCUGUGUGAGGAGAGGGGAGAGCGGCCGCCGCCGCUGCCGCUUCCAUCACAGUUUGAAGAAAACAGGUCUGAAACAAGGUCAUAUCCCAAGCUGCUUCUGAACACAUUGACUGCCAGAUCUCCAAACAUCAAGUCCACCUCCAUUCGCCAACCUGUCUGACAUGUCGGGACCAGUGCCAAGCAGGGCCAGAGUUUAUACAGAUGUCAAUACGCACAGACCCCGAGAGUACUGGGACUAUGAGUCGCACGUGGUGGAGUGGGGUAAUCAAGAUGACUACCAGCUCGUUCGAAAAUUAGGCCGGGGUAAAUACAGUGAAGUGUUUGAAGCCAUCAAUAUCACAAAUAAUGAAAAAGUUGUUGUUAAAAUUCUCAAGCCAGUAAAGAAGAAGAAAAUCAAGCGUGAAAUAAAGAUUUUGGAGAAUUUACGAGGCGGCCCCAAUAUCAUCACACUGGCAGACAUUGUAAAAGACCCCGUGUCACGAACCCCUGCCUUGGUUUUUGAACACGUAAACAACACAGACUUCAAGCAAUUGUACCAGACGUUAACAGACUAUGAUAUUCGAUUUUACAUGUAUGAGAUUCUGAAGGCCCUGGAUUAUUGUCACAGCAUGGGAAUUAUGCACAGAGAUGUGAAGCCCCAUAAUGUCAUGAUUGAUCAUGAGCACAGAAAGCUACGACUAAUAGACUGGGGUUUGGCUGAGUUUUACCAUCCUGGCCAAGAAUACAAUGUCAGAGUUGCUUCCCGAUACUUCAAAGGUCCUGAGCUGCUUGUAGACUAUCAGAUGUAUGAUUAUAGUUUGGAUAUGUGGAGCUUGGGUUGUAUGCUGGCAAGUAUGAUCUUCCGGAAGGAGCCAUUUUUCCAUGGACAUGACAAUUACGAUCAGUUGGUGAGGAUAGCCAAGGUUCUGGGGACAGAAGAUUUAUAUGACUAUAUUGACAAAUACAACAUUGAAUUAGAUCCACGUUUCAAUGAUAUCUUGGGCAGACACUCCCGUAAGCGAUGGGAACGCUUUGUCCACAGUGAAAACCAGCACCUUGUCAGCCCUGAGGCCUUGGAUUUCUUAGACAAGCUGCUACGAUAUGACCACCAGUCUCGGCUCACCGCGAGAGAGGCCAUGGAGCACCCCUAUUUCUAUACUGUUGUGAAGGACCAGGCUCGAAUGGGCUCAUCUAGCAUGCCGGGGGGCAGUACGCCUGUCAGCAGCGCCAAUAUGAUGUCAGGGAUUUCUUCAGUGCCAACCCCUUCACCCCUUGGACCUCUGGCAGGCUCGCCAGUGAUUGCUGCCGCCAACCCCCUGGGGAUGCCUGUUCCAGCUGCCGCGGGCGCUCCGCAGUAGCGGCCCCUCCCGUCUCCUGAUGCCUGAGCAGAGGUGGGGGAGUCGCCGCCCUCCGCAAAGCAGCUUGCGCCUGGCGGGGAGGGGGAAGUACUUCAGAAGCACCGUGUCUGAACCGUUGCUUGUGGAUUUAUAGUAGUUCAGUCAUAAAAAAAUUAUAAUAGGCUGAUUUUCUUUUUUUUUCUUUUUUUUUUCCUUUUUUUUUUUAACUCGAACUUUUCAUAACUCAGGGGAUUCCCUGAAAAAUUAUCUGCAGGUGGAAUAUUUCACGGACAAAAUUUUCCCCCCUUUUAAAUUUAAUUUCUCAUCACUUAAGAACAAAGAUGAACCAGCCUCAAUCCCGGCUGCUUGCGUUUGGGUGGAGAUCUCUUCCCGUGUCCACCAUUGCUCCCCCACCACCCCACACUUUGGGGGAUUUCUAUCUCAUGCUCUUCUCCAGAGAUUACAAAAUUGUAGCUUCUUCAAGGGAGGUGGGAAAGAAGGAGGAAGAGAGGACCCAACCUACAAGAGCAUUGUGCUGCUGGUCACUUUUAUCGCUUUACUCCAAGUGCUUCAGUUGGGUUGUCCUGGUGAAUCCAGUGGAAACAUGUCAUAGUUUCAUUGAGAUGCUGAAAAUCUACCCAGAGUGCAGACAGGUCCUGAAAACUUCAGUCUGAAUCAUGUCUCAUUAACCUCACCCUAAAUCCAACUCACUUAGGCUUCUUGUUUCAGUUUAGUUUAAAAUUUUUAAUUCCCUUGGUCUCCUUACCUUGGGCCCCUUCCCCUUUCAUCUCCCCACAUGCUCUGUAGCUGGUGGGAGUGAGAGGCAAAAUCUUUUCUGGUUUUCUUUGACUCGGCCAUUUUGAAUUCAGUUAGUUACUGGGCUUAAUUUAUUGCUUUUUACAAAAGAAACAAACAUUGUCUAUGUAGGUUUCACGCUAGCAACUCUUCGGAGCUAAUGGAAGAUGUGGCCACACCGAGUUCGUUUUAAGCUUCCUACCUUCUUUUCUUCCUUUCUUCCCCUUCCUGCACAUGCCAUCCAGUGCGAAGACCUGCCCCUCAGUCUCGUAAAUGUACUGAGAGCGAGGAGCAGAGCCACUAUCUCCAGUGAAACUGAAAUGGUAGACCUGUAAUUGUGGGAAACUAUAAACUCUCUUGUUACAGCCCUGCCAUCCCUUGCUGUGUGUAUAUAUAUAAUACUUUGUCCUUCAUAUGUGAAAGAUCCAGUGUUGGAAUUCUUUGGUGUAAAUAAACGUUUGGUUUUAUUUAUCAAGGUUA